AUGUCAAACAUAGAUUUUGAAGACUAUGAAUUUUAUGAUGAUUCAGAUUUUGAAAUCAAUACAGUUGAUGAAUCUGUAAUGACCUAUUCAUCAGUAUUUGAUUUUCUUCGUUUUGGUAAAAUACCAAAAUUUGAUACUCAAACGAAAAUGAAACAUUUCAAAGACAACAUUUCAAAAUAUAGAAUCGAAAGUAAAGAUAUACUUCAUACCAAUGUAGAUUCAAAAAUACUCCGAAGAUUAUCAGAAAUCCCAAGAGUUGAAAAGAUUUUCCCUGAUCCAAAUACAUUACAAUUGGAAGUUUUCAAACCUAAUCAUGAACUUAGAAAUUCUAAUGGUGAAUUAUUAUCAAAACAUAGACCAUUACAAGAAACUUUAAAAUUAAUUGAAAAACAGUAUUAUUGGGAAUGUAAGUUUAUACAUACAUCAAUGGAAGUUGAUAUUACAAAAUUAUAUAGUUUUUGUGAUUUAUGUUCACAAUCAUCGGUAUCUAGAGAUAUGGAUAUUGAUUCAAAUGAUGAAGAUAAAAUAUUAGAACAAAUGGAUAUAGUUGAAAAAUCAUUUUCAAAUGAUAGAAAUAAUAAUAAUAAUAAUGAUGAUAAUAAUAAAAGUAUAGAUGAAAAAGAUAAAAUGAAUAUAUGUGGAAUUGGUAUUGACCUUGAAGCAAUAAAGGAAGGUAAAUUAUUCGAGGAUGAAUUAGCUGAAGCUUUAGGUUUCCCUGAAUAUAAUUCAAGUGUUGAUAAUAGUUUUAAUUCAAGUGUAAAUAAUAGUAAUUUAAAUAAUAGUAGUUUAAAUAAUAGUUUAAAUAAUAGUAAAAAUAAUAAUAAUAAUGAUGAUGAUAAUAAUAAUAAUAACAAUAACAAUAAUGAUGAUAAUAAUAAUAAUAAUAAUAAUAAUAAUAAUAAUAAUAAUAUUAUUAGUAAUAUUGAUAAUAAUAAUAAUAAUAAUAAUAACAAUAAUAAUAUUAGUAAUAUUGAUAAUAGUAAUAAUAAUAAUAAUAACAAUAAUAAUAAUAAUAAUCCAGUAAAUGAUGAUUUUUCAUUUAUAAUACCAAAAGAUUAUCAAUCAAAGAAUCAUUUAAAUGAUAAUGAAAAUAAAGAUGAUGAAAAAGAUGAUGAUAAAGAUGAUGAUAAAGAUGAUGAUAAAGAUGACAAAGAUGAUGAUAAGGAUGAUGAUAAAGAUGAUGAUAAAGAUGAUAGUAAAGAUAAUGGAUAUAUAAAAACAAAUGUUUCAUUAUCUUCCUCUUCUUCAAGUGAUAAUGAAAGAGAUGAUGGUGAUAGUCAUAGUGAUAAAAGUGUAGAUAAUGAUGAAAAUAAUAAUAAUAAUAUAAAUAAUAUUAUUUCAGAUUGUAAUAAUAAUAAUAAUAAUAAUAAUAAUAAUAAUAAAAUAAAUGGUAGAACUUUUACAAGUAGAAGAACAAGAAGUGAUAGUAAUACUAGUAAUAGUAGUGUUGGUAGUUAUAUAAGUAAUAGUAGUAAAAGUAGUGCCAACAGUUAUGAUUUUUCAAGUAGCGAUCAAGACUAUAAAUCACCAAACUCGCCAACCGUUAAAAAAACUAGAGGUGCAUCUCUGGUGAACAAUAACAAUAACAAUAACAAUAACAAUAACAAUAACAAUAACAAUAACAAUAACAAUAACAAUAACAAUAACAAUAACAAUAACAAUAACAAUAAUAACAAUAACAAUAAUAUUAACAAUAGUAUACUUAAACCAAAAUUAAAAAGUAAAAGAGCGAGUGCAUCUACUGCAAUCAAUUCAUUCAUUUCACAAUUUAUAACACCAAAACAUCCCCCAAAAUCAUCUUCAAGAUUAAAACGUGCUAAUCGUUCUAAUGAUAGCAGUGAUAGUGGUGAUAGCAGUAGUAAUAAUAGUAGUAGAAGUAGUAGUGAUAGUAGUGAUAAUGAAAAUAACAACUCCUAUUAUUUACCAAUACAAUCAAGAAGAUCAACAUCAAAACAAAUUCUAAAGGAUCACUUAAAAUCUCCAACUAAAAAACCAAGAAGAAUAAUUGAGGAGGAUUUCUAUCAUGUUGAAGAAAAGAAAUCACCUACCUCUAAAAUAUCUACACCCAUUUCAAGAUCAGCUUCAUAUAAUUUCGGUAGAUCUUCACCAGGUUCUUCACCAGGUUCUUCACCAUCUUUAUCACCUUAUUCUUCACCACCACAAUCACCUCCACAUGUAUAUAAUCACAAUAAUAAUAAUAAUAAUAAUAAUAAUAAUAAUAAUAAUAAUAAUAAUAAUAAUAAUAAUAAUAAUAAUAAUAAUAAUAAUAAUAAUAAUAAUUAUAAUAAUAAUAAUAAUAAUAAUAAUAAUAUAAGAUCAAUUUUAAAAUCACCACAGUCACCAAGUAUUUCACCAAUUAAAACACCACGACGUUCACCACAACAACAACAACAACUACAAUUACAACUACAAAAUUAUAUUCCAAUGCCAACAAAAACAAAAACCCCUACAAAAGCUCCUUAUGUACCAAAUUAUGCAUUAGCCCCAAUAGAACCAAAACCAACUCAAAAAACACCGGUGCAUGUAUUUGGCGGAAAUCAAUUAUCAGUUAAAAAGAGGCAAACAAUUGAAGAUAUGAUUACAGAGGUAUUGAAAAUGAAUGUUGAUACUGCAGCAUUGAAACUACCAUUACCAAAGGUUGGACAACACGUUGAAGGUAAAUCCAAUAUGGAGGAUUAUAAAGAUGCUUGGUUUAAAGGUGUAGUUAAAGAAGUAUUACCAAAUGAUUUCUUUUUAAUUUCAUAUAUUGAUGGUGGUGAAGAAGAACUAUCCUAUACAAGAUUAAAACCAAAUCUCACCUCUGAAUUAGAACCAUUGAAAUUGGAGGAGAUUGUAGUUGGGGGUGAAUACCUAGGAAGUUAUCGUAACUUUUAUUAUAAUGUUUACGUCUUGGAAAUUUUAAGACAUUCAAUUAGAGUUUAUUUUGCUGAUUUGGAAAUGGCAAAAACUAUAAAAUAUAGUCAACUUUAUUUAUUAUCAAGUUUUGUUAAACGAUAA
This is a messenger RNA of Dictyostelium discoideum AX4, 2997 nucleotides long. RefSeq lists its product as hypothetical. The record is from RefSeq and is a predicted model, not a curated record. NCBI's taxonomy places the organism in Eukaryota, Evosea, Eumycetozoa, Dictyosteliales, Dictyosteliaceae. Bases 1 to 2997 code for a protein of 998 amino acids. The transcript has 2 exons.